Molecule: messenger RNA, 618 nt
Organism: Acanthocheilonema viteae
Lineage: Eukaryota; Metazoa; Nematoda; Chromadorea; Rhabditida; Onchocercidae
Source: the annotation of a GenBank genome assembly
AUGGCAGUACAAGCAACUACUAUUGAAACAGUUACUGUAGUGAGACCUCUUAAGGUGAUAGCUUUGGUGUGUCUAUUGAUUGCAUUCAUUCUUUUGAUAUUGUGCUUAUCGACGACAUGGUGGCUUCGAUCAGGUGGCUUCCGAACAGGUUUAUGGCUUGAAUGUACAGCCUCUGAUCAAACGCAGUCAACAAUAGCCGGUGGUCCACCGCCUGGAAGGUGCCAAAAAAUACAUCGACAUGCUGCUUAUAUCAAAUUGGUGGCAGCAUUUUUGAUUACCGCAGCAGUGUUAACAUUCUUUGCGUUCUUUCUUAAUAUAUUCGGUUUACGAGCACAAGAUUUGCAUAGAAAAUAUGUUUUCUAUAAAUUUGCCACUUAUAUUUCUUUGUUGGGAGUAUUCCUAGAGCUCGUAUCUUUAAUCGUGUUUCCUGUAUGUUUUUACGUUGAGAUGAAGAAUUUCGGUUAUCGAAAUUGGGAAUUCGACUGGUCAUACGGUGUUGCCUGGGGUGCAACGUUGUUUGCAUUCGGCGCAUCGCUGUUAUUGAUAUGUGAUAAAGAACAUGAAGAGGUGUAUUUCAAGGAGAAAACAAUAUACAAUCCACCACCAGAGUUAAAAUAG